UUUGUCAGUCGUUUCAGUGACGGGUUCAGGUGCGGCAGUUGCGCGCGCCAUCGGCCAGCGCUCGUUAAACGGUCAGAGGCGGCCACGCUACGUGCCACGCUCUUCAGUACGCGCGGCACAGCUCAUCCAGAUUUCCGCAAAGUGCCUCAGCUCGUCGUCCAAUCAUUGAUUAGGCAGCACACAGCUCGCAUGAUUCAACCGUUAGUCACAACGCAAAGAAAUUGAACUAAAUUCAUCUAGCGAGCAAGUUUCUAAAAGUAAAACUCUACUUGUGUGUGUGCGUGUGUAUCUGUGUUUGUUGAUAAGCAGCGCGCGCUUGUGUGUGUGUGUGUGUGUGUGUUUGCAUACAUAUAUUUACUGGCCGUUGUUAUACAAGCACUAAACGUUAUAAUUAGCGGCCGUCGUCAUGAAGCUGCUGCUGAAAGUACAUUCCGAGGCGCGUCAUCGUCGGACGCCCGAGCGCAACUACACAGCGCCCCCAGCGCCAAGAAUCAGCAGCAACAGCCGCAACAGCAGCAACAACAGCAACAACAGCUCGACCAGCAGCGAGGGGGCUGCGCCGAAGCGUAGGCGUGGCAGCUCGAAGGCUCGCCGCUUCACACGCAACUCCAUACUGCUGAGCCUGCUCGUCGUCCUGGUGGUGGCCAUGGCCCUUGUCAUCGUGUUCUUGGAGCUGAGCCGCACGCGCAACGAGCUGGGCCAGAAGUCGAUCUACUUUGGCAACACCUUCGAGGACGGCACGUUUCCGAAUUUAGGAAACGGUCAUCUGGUCAUCGAGCGUGUGCAGUGGGGCGCCUCCGAUCGCAGCAAGCCACUGAAGAUACCGCUUCAGCACCCCAUUCCCUACGUGCUGAUCACGCACGUGGGCGUCCAGUCCACACCCUGCGUCAAUCUCUACAAGUGCUCCAUCAAAAUGCGCACCAUACAGGACUCGGCGAUAGCGGAGAAGAGCCUGCCGGAUAUACAGUCCAACUUUUACGUCUCCGAUGAGGGCAACAUAUAUGUGGGUCGCGGCUGGGACUGGGCCAACACGUAUGCGAAUCACACACUCGCCAUCACAUUUAUGGGCGACUAUGGCCGCUAUGUGCCCACACCCAAGCAGCUGGAGGGCGUGCAGUUCCUGCUGGCCCAUGCCGUGGCCAAUCGCAAAGUGGAUUUAGACUACAAGCUGGUCGCACAAAAUCAGACCAAAGUGACGAAGAGUCCGGGCGUGAAUGUCUACCGUGAGAUUAGCAAAUGGCCGCACUUCUACGGCUGCGGCAUGGACCGGGCGCCCAAGUGCGGCAGCGAGCUGGGCAUGACAAGUGCCGCCUGGAAUAGUGGCCAAUAGCUCUGUAGCCUUAAGUGAACAGUUAGGUUUAAGAACAAACACAAAGAAACACACACAGACAUUCACACAUACAUUGUUGCAUACAAGUAAACCAAAU
Messenger RNA from Drosophila arizonae, 1427 nucleotides. It is a transcript of the gene PGRP-LA, whose product is annotated as Peptidoglycan recognition protein LA. The record is from RefSeq and is a predicted model, not a curated record. Gene Ontology annotation, biological process: peptidoglycan catabolic process. Gene Ontology annotation, molecular function: zinc ion binding; N-acetylmuramoyl-L-alanine amidase activity. Lineage: Eukaryota; Metazoa; Arthropoda; Insecta; Diptera; Drosophilidae.